AUGUCGGCCGAACUCACCACUAUACUGCUGUCGUUCCAGCCAGACAGUCCAGACCUCGCAAAGCGGCGCGAAUAUGAUUCGAAGGCUCGUUCAUUUGUCUCGCAACUGAACAAUAUCCCGUCAUCACAAUGGACCAAGAGCGCAAAUACAACCCAAGACGUUCUUUCGAUACUCAACCCCGCCGUGAACUCAAUAGCAUACGCCUUUGCUCUCCGCCACCGCAUCUCCGCCAUCCUCGAGAAGAGAAACGUACCCGAUACACUGCAGCCCGGUGGUACGUUAUGGAAUCAGCUGGUGCUCUUCCUGGAGACUGCAGACCCUAUACAACUACGCUAUGUUGGGAAAGAGUGGAGAUACCUCGUCGAGCAGACCGAGGCGAUUGCGCGGGCAUGCGAUUCUGCGAGCCUGGCUAUUGCGCCUAUGCGGUCGGCUAUGACUCGACUCGAUGCUUCCACGGGCACCUUUACCUCAGUCCACCUUUCCUUUAUACGCCUUUGCAUGGAGACGCGAUCGUACGCGGCCGCCGAACCAAUUCUCGACAACUACAUCCACAGCAUUCCCCAGAAGAUUGCCAACGUUGUCCGUGACGGCCUCGAAUACUCGGUACCAUGUGCGGACGUCGCGAGCAGCGGGGAAUACAUACAUCAGAACUCUGGACAUUCAGACAAGGUGUCGCUGACGGAUAUAGAAGAGUACUAUGUUCUAGGUGCUCAGGUAUAUCUGGGCCUUCGGCAAUUCAAGAAGGCGAAGCAAUUUCUGGAGCACGUGCUGGUUAUACCUACGACCAAGACAGCGAAUGGCUUGAUGCUGGAGGCGUACAAGAAGUGGGUGUUGGUGAGCUGUCUCGUAGAGGGAAAGGUGGGCACUGCACCACGGACCUCGAACGGAAGCGCGAUCAAAGAUAUCAAGGCUGCGUCGAAAGCCUACGAAGCCCUGGCGGACGCAUAUGAGGAGCUGGACAACAUGUCGAAGCUGAAGGCUCAGGUGCAAGCUGGUAGUGAGAUAUGGGCAGAGGACGGCAACGCUGGUCUCGUCAACGAACUCAUCAGCAGCCAGACACGGGCUUACGUUUCGCGGCUGUCACGGACGUACUCGGCAAUUCCAGUCUCAAACAUCGCGCACCAUCUGGGGGCACCUGCUGAUGAGAUCGCCGGAUACAUCGACACAUUGAUCAAGGAUGGGCACUUGAACGCACGGCUAGAGGAGACGGACAAGGCGAAUGCGGGGAUCGUACUACGUUUCUUCUUGGACCCAACGCAAGGACCUCUGGCCAAGAGCGAGAAGCAGCAACAGCAAGCGCUGUUUGAGCAGACGCGCCGUACCAACAUGCUCGCCGAGCAAGUCAAGGACGCCGACUACCGAAUGACGCUUACCAAAGAGUACGUCGAGAAUCAGAAGCGGCUGAACAAGAGGCAGACCAACAACAGCGAUGCCAUGGACACGGCGUGGGACGACGGCCUCGAAGCUGAAGAGGACAUGAUGACAGAUUUGCACUGA
This is a messenger RNA of Alternaria incomplexa, 1497 nucleotides long. RefSeq lists its product as uncharacterized. Gene Ontology annotation, cellular component: COP9 signalosome. Bases 1 to 1497 code for a protein of 498 amino acids. The transcript has 5 exons. The record is from RefSeq and is a predicted model, not a curated record. NCBI's taxonomy places the organism in Eukaryota, Fungi, Ascomycota, Dothideomycetes, Pleosporales, Pleosporaceae. Gene Ontology annotation, biological process: ubiquitin-dependent protein catabolic process.